AUGGACAAUACAGCUUUAAGCAACAAUACUUAUCCAUCAAAAACUAGGAAAAAUAAUGCUAUAACUGAGUGCAGUAGAAUAUCUUUUGGAAUUUCCAUUUCUAAACCAGACCAUGGACUGGAUGAAAUUUCAGUCGAAGACCGCCCGGACAUUAAUAUACCGUGUGAUGACAGCUUCUGGACUGAUGUUCCUUCAAUGAAUGAAAAUUUAACAUCUACCACCAUGACCAAAACCAUAUUAACAGCCCUCCAUUGUGAAGAUGAUGAUUCCAGCUCAGAUUACAACAUUUUUUAG
Messenger RNA from Parnassius apollo (apollo), 294 nucleotides. NCBI's taxonomy places the organism in Eukaryota, Metazoa, Arthropoda, Insecta, Lepidoptera, Papilionidae. The record is from the annotation of a GenBank genome assembly.